CAAGUCGGAUGUUUUUAAUACUACUGCGUGUCGUGUAUGAGCUAAUGACAUGGCAGGGGAAGUUCGGGGGAGAAUUUUGGAGAUGAAAACAGCCUUUCGGAUCCGAUCAGAUAUGAAGACGCUUACGGCGAUAGAUUGGGCUCUGAACCUGCUACAUCUUUUCAUUCUGGUGUGCGGAGGCUUGAUUGUUAUAAUGGUUCCGGUCAUACAAGGAGGGAGUCCCAACUUUUCGCCUGGGUGGCUUCUUAUAAUUCUUGGAGGGGUAACGAUUGUGGCUGGUGCUUCAGGCAUAGGAAGGACAGUCGGUCCUUGCUUCUGGAUAAAUAUCGUCUUCAAUUGUUUUGCUGCUCUUGGAUCCAUCGUGUACUCGUUGGCCUCAUUUUCGAACAGAGAGAAAGUGGCGAGAAGUUUUCGAUCUAAACGCUUUAGUGCGAAUGAGGUGAUUGUGAAUGUAGGUGGAGUCGUUUAUCGGACGUGUUUCAUGGGCGUUUUACUUCCUGGUCGUUGCCGAGGUGUUGGGGGUCUUCUUCGGGAGCCUGGCUCGCCAGCUUAAAAACUCGGAAGGACCGCAGGAGAGUUUUGAACGGCGAUCUAUUGCUCUUCAAAGAUUGAGUGUCGACUUGUAUGGGUUCCUUUGAGUAUUCUUUGGCUAUUGAUUCAUGGGGUGUUGCUAUUUCAGGGCCGCGAAAGACGUCCGAAGAGCAAGCAAGAAUGCGGAUCGCAUCGCCGAGAAAAUGAAGGAUAAAUAUGGGCAGUAAGCUUAUUUUUCUAUCGGACAUUUUCCCAGUCUUACAAUCUUGCUACAGAUGGAGCCAUGAGUAACGAGUGUUUUCUGUAUAACUUGUGAUGUGAUCCAGCAUCGUUUUAUUCUAUUUCUUAUUACCACCAA
Messenger RNA from Selaginella moellendorffii, 889 nucleotides. RefSeq lists its product as uncharacterized. The record is from RefSeq and is a predicted model, not a curated record. The coding region runs from base 50 to 553 and encodes 167 amino acids. NCBI's taxonomy places the organism in Eukaryota, Viridiplantae, Streptophyta, Lycopodiopsida, Selaginellales, Selaginellaceae. The transcript has 7 exons.